CUUAUUAAUGUGUGCACGCUCGCAAGCCAUCGGCAAUGUGUCGCUUCAGCAACAGAGCUUCCAGGCCUAUUGGCGCCUAUUUACUGCCCACGCAUACAAGAAAUGGCGUAGGACAUCGUGCGUCACCCGCAGUGGGACCACAGGGAGCAGCUGUAGUCGCUGCGGGCGCCUUGAAGUCCUUGGCGGAAGGUCCCUGGGUCGAUGGCAUGCAUCAAGCGACACCCCUUCACCUCGCGACGACUCUGCAAUGUGCUCGCCACCGAACCUUCACGGGCGCAUGCACGCGAGACAAAGGCCAACGGCGGCAUAGCAGCGACCUAAAGGGGGGAAAGCGCUGUCACUUUCAGCUGUCAGCUGUCAGAGUCCGGGCUGUCGACGAAAGGCAGGCACCAUAGCGCCCAAUGGCCCCGGUUCUCUGGUUGGCGUGGGUGAACCAUUAACCGACUUGCUUCAGCGUCGCCUUAAUCCCAGAGAACAUCAAUGCCGGCACACCAACGGCGCGGGGGCUGCGGCCACGGAGGCCGUGGCGCACUUUCAUCAGCAGCAGCAAUGCGCCGGCGUGUUAGGGGCGUCGCGAACGGCGCGAUCGGCGCGUUGCCUGGCGCCAUAAUCAACGGCGGUGGCAGCUGGGUGCGCAUGCUGCCGCUGGUAUUCCUUGUAACUCUGCUGGCGGCGGGCUGUUUGCGAGUGGAGUCCCGGCGGCUGAGCGGAGCGGAGAAUGCCGCCGCCAGCACGAAUGCAGCCCAGCCACCGUCGGUGCCAGCGCCAUCUGGCAGCGCACCCGACCCUUGGCUUGCGGCCCCAGAUCCAGCUGCCACCCCAGUUCCGGCCGAAGCUGCCAGCUCAGAGCCGGCGUUUGCUGCGGCCGUUGCGCCCGCGGCAGCACCGGCGCCGCUUCCGCCUCCGCCUCCACCUCCCGUGCCACCUCCACCGCCUCCUUCUCCGCCUCCGCCACCCAAAAUCACCAUCCUCGUAUCCGACGGUGGCACGCUGUCUGGGGCAGCCAGCUCGCCCGAGCUCGGAGACAGCAUGAAGCAGAGUGCGAGUCCGCCCGGGGCUGAUGCAAACGCCAAUGCCAACGGUACCACCAGCGACACGGACCUAAUGUCGCCGCUGAUGGCAGGCAACGUGACGGGCCUGCUGGCGGACCUGCCUCCGGGCAGCUCGGCGGCGGUGUCGUCGUACGGGCUCAAGAUUGACGACAUGGCGGGCAUGGUGGUUCCCAAGGGCUACCCCCUGGAACAGCACGUGGUCAUCACCAACGACGGCUACAAGCUGGGCACCUUCCGCAUACCCUACGGCAGGUCCGGCCCCACCGGCAAUGUGCGGCCGCCCGUGCUGCUGAUCCAUGGCAUUAGCCUGGUCUCCACCUGCUGGGUGCUCAACAGCCCGGCGGAGAGCCUCGCGUUCAUUCUGGCGGAUCAGGGGUACGACGUGUGGAUGAUGAAUACCCGGGGUAACACGUUCAGCCGGUCACACACGUUCCUACGUGACACGCAACCCCGGUUCUGGAACUUCGCCGUGGACGAGAUGGCGCUCAUUGACUUCAGGGAGACACUUAAAUACGUGCAGGACCAGACGGGAGUCAAGAAGAUUGGCGUGGUGGGACACAGCCAGGGCGCAACGCUGGCCCUCAUGGCCCUGGCAGUGGACCCGUGGCUCAGCGAGAGCGUGGCGGUGCUGGUAGCUAUGGGGCCAUGCGCCUACGUACGGCUGAUGAAGAGUGUGAUCCUGAGCUCCUUCUGCCGGCAAGCCAACACGUCGGCGAUGAUGAACUUGCUGCCGCCGCAAGAGCUCAUCUACAUGAGUGCCGAGAUGCAGCAGACCUUUCUCAACGGCGCAUGCCAGAUGCCGGGCACCAUGCUGAGCUGCCUGACCACCAUGGAAGGCAUCUUUGGGGCGUCACGCCGCAUCAGCGCCGCGCAGUACAGGCGCUACUGGCAGAUCUGGCCCUCUUCUACAUCUCUCGGCAACGCGUUGCAGUGGAGUGAGAUCUACAACGAGCCCAAGCCCCGCUUCUUCCGAAAUAACUACGGUUCAGAAUAUGACCUGAGCAAGGUGAAGGCGCCGGUGGUGAUGUUAAGUGGCACUGCGGACGUUCUGGCGGCGCCUGAGGACGUAGCCAUGCAGGUCCGCAACCUGCGUGAUGCCAUCAAGGGGGAGCACAAGGUGGCAGACUACUCGCACAUGGACUUCAUCUGGGACACGGGCGCUAGCAAGACCGUGUACCCCAUCAUCACCCAGACGUUGGCAACGGCCUUUUCCUCAUCGUGACAGACACAGCGGCGCUCGGGCUCGAAGCGGCACCAUGCUACAGCGCCUCGUCACGGGAACUAGUGGUGCAGCGGGGCCGUGAUGAUUCACUGUUUGGAUACCGGAGGUAUCUAGGGCGGCAUCGUGAUACGGGGUCGUGAUGUUUGCUGUUGUUGCAGCGCCUCCCCCCUCCCCCCACAAACGGUGCCAGAAGUGCCGGAAGGCACGUUGAACAGCAGAGUCCGACUGCAUCCUGCUACUGGAGCGUUCAACAGUGUGAGUGAUCCGACCGUACGCUAGCUAGACAGCAUACGCCAGUUGGGUUGCGGAAAUGCGGACGCAAUUUAGGAAGAGCGCACGGCGGCACGGCGCGGCAUGCUUGGGGACGCGGCGGACUCCAGUGGGCCGUGUGGGCAGGCGGUGCGUUCGUGAAGCUCCGAGGUCGGUUCCUGGUUGGUAAUCUGGGUAGGCCCUGGCCCUACCCGACGGACUGUCUGUGUCUGUGUGGGCAGGCCUCGUGGAGAGCCGUGGUGGGAAGCUGGUGAGGGCGUAUGGACAAAUUGUAGCGGCUGUGCGUGUUCCUUUUGGGAGAAACAGGGGUUUAAAUUUGCGGGCGUUUUGGCAUGCGAGCGUGGGUUAUGUCAUGGUGUUAAGGGUGGCGUGCCCUAGGCUCUGGACUACCGUACGCAGGCAGAAGGCUCCUGCCAGCUCCCGCCAUCCCCGAGCGGCCCUCAGGAAAGCCGAGCAGGAUAUCCCGCGGUGUCCCUGUGUUACAUGUCUGUUGAUCCCCUACGCCCCUGGCAUCGGUCGCAGCACCUGGAUGGUCCCUUUAAUCGUUCUCGC
Messenger RNA from Chlamydomonas reinhardtii, 3096 nucleotides. RefSeq lists its product as uncharacterized. The transcript has 18 exons. Lineage: Eukaryota; Viridiplantae; Chlorophyta; Chlorophyceae; Chlamydomonadales; Chlamydomonadaceae. Bases 481 to 2274 code for a protein of 597 amino acids. The record is from RefSeq and is a predicted model, not a curated record.